CCUACAAUCACUUGAUUUUGCCAUGGGGCCAUCAAGCUGAAGAAAUGAAGGCUGUCACCAGCCAGAAGCAGCACUUGAUUUCAAAGUCUGGGCAGUCUCUUUAUGAAGUCUGCUCUUGAGGGCGAUUCUCCACAUCGAAAGCAAAAGAAGGAGAAGCAUUCAAAGUCUGAUCGCAAGAAAAGAAAGGAGGAGACAAAGAGGCCAAGGAAAAAGAAGGAGGGGACAAGGACAAAUGGAGUGAAGAGGCCAAAGCGCCGCUUCGAAGAUGGAGCAUUUUGGAACUCUGUGGCUGCUGGAGAAGGAGUAAUGGAGGCAGACAUGUGGCAUCCGCUUGCAAUCCAGUGGGCGGCAAUGUCCAAAAUGGCAUCAGAGCAGGAGGUUCCAAUCUACGCGAAUGCAGAGGAGGCGAUGCGCUGCCUGCCUGAGCGGUUUUCUGCUUUCGAGAAGGCUGCCUUUCCAACAAACCCUAGAGAAAGAUGUGCUGCAUUGGCAGCUAUCGCAGAGAUCAUUGCAGAUACUUUCUCGAAGAAGGAUGACAACUCUAUGUUUUUUCAUUUUCUGCGAUCUUUGGAGCUGGCUCUCUUGGAGCGCGGUGAGCACUUGCCUGACCUCGCAGAGGAUGUAGCACCCCGCCUACGUGUGAAGCCACUGGUGACAAAGACUGCGACUGUGCCUGCGCCUCUUCCUGUGGAAUGGCUGGAGCAGGAGCAGCAGUCAGGGUCUAAGCAAGGAAAGCCGCGCAGCCAGAAGCAAGCUCCACCACCUCCUCCACAAGGACAAGUUACAGUGCCGCCCAUGGAAUCAGCAAAGCCUCAAGCUGACACGGACAAAGACAAUGCAGCUGCAGACUCAUCAUCGUCCGCUUCAGAGGGCGAUACAGAGACAGCAGAAGCAAAGGCAGCUCAAAGAAAGGUAGAUGCUGCUGCAUUGGAUGCCGUGUAUGAGCUUUGUGCAGCGCAACGAGAACGUCCUUGCCAUAUGGAUGGUUUGCUUCACGCAGAGAACUUCAGGCAAUUCGUCCACGAUAUGCUACGAAUUGCCACGCAGCCACGACACUGGGAGGAAGCCUGGAGAAGAACAAGUUUUCCGCAAGACCUGCGGCCAGAGGCGACUCGUUCCUUCUUGCAAUGCUCUAUGGAGUUUGCGUGUGCUCAAUCUGAAGCUAAAGAUCCAGCCGCACUUGUUUCAGCCUCUGCCCUUGGAAUUGCAGCGCUUUCCCGGAGUCUUCUCAUCAAGAGGCAAUUGGUAGAAGAAUUCUUUUUGGAGAAAAUGGACGAUGACCCGCUUGUAUGGGAGAUUUUGUCCUGGCUGCUUUUUCAUUGGUUUCCACGGAACCAAACGGCUGGAUGGGGUUGGUGGCGUGUGGGCUGGUCAUGGUCUGAAUGGUGGAAGGUUGUGGAGCGUUUGCUCGGGAAAGCACAGAGCUUCCCUCAAUCCGCUCUUGGAAUGCUUAAAGACGCGAUGAUCCGAAUGCAGGAGCAAAAGGGCUGCAAGCGCAUUUUCCUCAAAGCUCCGUGGGAUGAUCACCGCCGUCAGAAUGUGAUUGGAAAGUUCUCUGCUUUGAUGCCAGAGCUAGACUCGGAAGAGAAGGUGAAGGUUAAGCUGGCUCCACUAAGACUGUGGAGCACAUGAGCUGUGUGCUGACUCAUCGCCAGAGAUGAAAAGUGGUGCAGCAGCACAAUUUGACUACGAGUGCUAGUUGAACGAAAAAGCAUUUCGCUUUGAAAGAUGGUGCUCUCUUUGCAAAACCGGGUAUAAUUGAAGCGACUCAGAACAAGCAGAGGCUUAGCUUUGCAGCUCAAGUCUGCUUGGCAAAACUGGGCUGUGCAAGAAUGUUAGCCAGCCCCAAAUAGUGCGGACAUUUGUCUGUUCAGUUUCCUCAACCCAACCAUCAAGCCGUUCAUUUGCCUCCAAGACUGGAUGUAGUUCAUCCAGUCUGGCCUGCUUUCCGUUAGAAACCAAGGGAUGGCGGCAUUCUUGAUGCAACAUAUGUUUCCCAAUGUCUUGAAGUGUCUGGCAAUGAGUAAUAAUAAUAACUAUAUUAAUAUAUAUAUAUAUAUCGCGCUGUCGUUGCCACGUUGCCAACUCUGUUUCAUGAUGUUUCAAUGUGUUCAGAUCCUUGGCUGGUCCUGAGCAUUGUGCUUCUCUUCUGUAUCAAAUGUGUCGCACUCCCAAAUCCUUUUUGGAGCCUGAAGAAGCCUCUAGAAUUCAUCUUGUACAGUGCAAGUGAGUCUGAUUUGCAAUUGCUAAUGGGCAUUUUUGCAAUCUUUUGAAUCGAUGUGACUUGACUAGCUUUUUCCUUGAGUUGUUCCAAUGUGUCUGGACCGUGGCACCGCAUGAAGGACACAAGCUUGACGGUCGUA
This is a messenger RNA of Durusdinium trenchii, 2363 nucleotides long. NCBI's taxonomy places the organism in Eukaryota, Dinophyceae, Suessiales, Symbiodiniaceae. The record is from the annotation of a GenBank genome assembly.